UUGCGCUGCUGGUAGUGUUCUCAGUCCUAGUCGUCGUUCACUUCCCUCGCGUCUAGUACGCAGUUCUCUUCGGUCUUCUCUUCGGUCUCUCUUCUUUAGCGUCUUGACGAUGCGUUCAUUCACAUUCCUUCUGGCUGCGGCCUCACUUUUUGACCUUAGCGUAGCUGGCUAUGCUUUGGAAGAUGACUACAUGACUGACUUCUACGGCGCAUUUGAUUUCUUCACAGCACCCGAUCCCACCAAUGGAUUCGUCAAGUAUGUCGACGAAGCCACAGCAAGGCAGACGAAUCUUAUCAAUGCAUCCACCACUGUUCCUGUCGAGUGGGGCGUUGACUCCACCAAUGAGACUCCGGAAGGAAGGCCUAGCCUCAGGUUGGUGAGCAAGAAGAAGUACAACGCAGGGCUGGUGGUCAUGGACGUCGCGCACAUGCCUACUGGUUGCGGUACUUGGCCUGCCUUUUGGAUGGUCGGCCCUGACUGGCCAACUGGUGGAGAAAUCGAUAUUCUUGAGGGCGUCAACGAACAAACGAACAACGGCAUGACUCUUCACACCGCGCCAAACUGCAAGAUCGGCCCCGAUACCAGCAUCUUUGCCGGCGAAGUCACCACGCCAAACUGCGAUGUCAAUGCCAAGGGCCAGGACAAGAACGUCGGAUGUUCCAUCGAGCACCCAUCCAAGGACAGCUUCGGCACUGGUUUGAACGCGAUUGGUGGCGGUGUCUACGCGACGCAAUGGACUGCCGAAGCUAUCAGCGUCUGGUACUUCCCACGAGGCGCGAUUCCAGAGGAUGUUCUUGGAGAUGCUCCUAGCCCGGCCGGCUGGGGUAUUCCUGCGGCCAAAUUCACUGGAGGCUGCGACAUCGAGAAUAUGUUCAAGGAGCAGCAGAUCGUCUUCAACACUGCAUUCUGUGGUGACUGGGCUGGCGCUGUGUGGGAGACCGGGUCCUGCGCAAAGAAGGCUGCCACCUGUGACGAAUACGUCCAGAACAACCCAGAGGCGUUCAAGGACGCAUACUGGACAGUCAACGCGCUGAAGGUCUACCAAGACAACGGCAACGACACUCCCGCCCCAUCCCCAUCUGGUGCACCUGCGGAGAGCACUGUCAUCUCAGAGCCGGUAUCAGUCCCGACUGGCAACGCCUCAGUGCCCGCCAUCUCCUCAGGCUACGCAACGAUCCCCAGCGAGAUCCCGACAAGCGCGCCUAUCCUCUCGUUCUCAGAAGGCACAUACGUUUUGCCGACAAUCUCUGCUUCCGGAGAGCUGCCCGCGGAAACCAGUGCCCCGGUCGCCGAGCCCACACCGUCCGCCGGCAUCCCCACGUCAGAAGCCCUGCAACCCUCCAAGACAAAGUCCGCCUCUAGCAAACCCACCGCCCCGACGUCAGCGGCCGCGUCCUCCAAGCCCGCAACACCCACCCAGCCCGCAGGCCCCGGCGACAUGCCCGGCUUCCAGUGGCCAGGCAUGAACGGCACCCGCCCGGCCGAAGCGCCCACCAGACCCACCGCCGCACCGCCAAACGACAUGAGUCUGCCCGUCCAAGACCUCCCCAGCGCCAGCGCGCCGCCCGCACAGCCGACACGCCAGCCCGAAGACGCGUCCCCGCCGAUCGUCCCCACCGACGCGGAACCGGCGCCCGCUGCUCCAACAAAGACAGGCGCAGCAGGCGAGCAGAAGACGGUGUAUCAGACCGUGUACGUGACCGUCAGGCCUGGCGCCGAGGUCACGCCUGCCGCGGGCCUGAGCAACAAAGCGGCGCGGUACAUGAGGGAGCACAGGCGGAGGGCCGCUGGGCACGGGCACGCGCGGAUGUAGAAUGCGCUAGCUUGGAAGGACGGGUGGGAUGAUUACAUGACGGAGUUGGAGCGCGUAUACCCCGGUUUCUCGUAUAUACCCUUUAGGAAUUUACUUUUUUUUGCACUCAGCAGCAGGUACUGGAUGUCACUGUGUUCAUGUUUUGGUGUUUGUGUGGACUGGGCACACAGAUCAGGGUCUACAUGUUGCAGGGGAGAAGGACGAGCGUGGUGGCGACCCGGUCCCGCGGAUCAGCCACGUGUGUCGUUAUCUUCGAUAUUGGAAGGCUGUUUGUUACACGCGAGAUCCGCGUGUCGUGGUGAUAGAGCCGUCCUCGGUCCCGGAAAGACACACGCUAGGCCAAAUCACC
Boeremia exigua is the source of this 2162-nucleotide messenger RNA. RefSeq names its product concanavalin A-like lectin/glucanase domain-containing protein. The record is from RefSeq and is a predicted model, not a curated record. Gene Ontology annotation, molecular function: hydrolase activity, hydrolyzing O-glycosyl compounds. Lineage: Eukaryota; Fungi; Ascomycota; Dothideomycetes; Pleosporales; Didymellaceae. Gene Ontology annotation, biological process: glucan catabolic process. The transcript is spliced from 3 exons. The coding region runs from base 110 to 1813 and encodes 567 amino acids.